AAUCGGAGAACUGGAACCUAAAUUGAUGUUGUGACAGGAAGAAGUGCAAGAUGGCGGCAGGGAUGCGGCCGCCUUCUGGCCACUCGCAUGGCCAUCCUCACAACCACGCCAUGCCGAGGAGAAAAGUCACAAUUUCGUUUGUGAUACGAGACGAAGAAGAACCUCUGCAUCGGUCAGGUGUAAAUGCGCUUCAGUUUGAUAAACAUACUGGUCGGCUGUAUUCUGCAGGACGAGAUUCUAUCAUUCGAUGUUGGAACACAACUGUAGACAAGAACUAUUACAUAGCAUCACUUGAACACCACACAGACUGGGUGAAUGAUAUAGUCCUUUGCUGCAAUGGUAGAACAAUAUUAUCAGCAUCAUCUGAUACAACUGUUAAAGUGUGGGAUUCUGGACGGAGUUUCUGUAUGUCUACCCUGCGCACUCACAAAGACUAUGUCAAGGCACUUGCUUAUGCUAGUCAGAAAGAAUUGGUGGCCUCUGGAGGACUUGAUAGGCAGAUAUUUCUGUGGGAUGUCAACACUUUAACAGCUCUUACAGCUACAAAUAAUACAGUCACAAGUAGCCAGGGAGGUGAAGGUAACCACUUGAGAGAAGGAUGUAUCAGUAAUCUGCACUAUGAUGUUCAUGCACCCUCCUCAUCACUGAAUGGUCAAAAAGAUUCAAUAUACAGCUUGGCAUUAAACACCAUGGGCACUGUACUCAUCUCUGGCUCUACUGAGAAGAUUUUGAGAGUAUGGGAUCCUCGAACAUGUUCAAAAGUCAUGAAACUGAAAGGUCAUACAGAUAAUGUGAAGGCUAUCAUUAUCAAUCCUGAAGGAACACAGUGUCUGUCGGGAAGCUCAGAUGGAACUAUACGCCUUUGGUCAUUAGGACAACAGAGAUGUAUCACUACAUACAGAAUUCAUGGGGAAGGUGUAUGGGCAUUGUGUGCUAAUGACAACUUUACUGGGUUCUACUCAAGUGGUCGAGACAAACAUGUCAUGUGGACUGAUCUGAACAUGGAGAAUUCUUCAACUCUUUUAUUUGUGGAGGAUGCUCCAGUUUUAAAAUUGGAGCUUUGUGAUGAAGCCCAUUCUUUGUGGGUUGCCACAACAAAUUCUACAAUAAAUAACUGGCCAGUUAAGAUUCCAUAUCUAAAUGAGCAGGACAGUAUGGAUGUUGGAGAUACAGAUCCUCAGCCCAUUUGUUCAUCACCAAAGAAGACAAUACCAGGGGCACCUAGCAUACGGAAUUUUCAUGUGUUAAGAGACAGACGACAUGUCAUAACAAAGGACACUGAGGGAAGAGUCUCAGUUUGGGAUGUGCUAAAAGCAUGUAAGGUCGAGGGUCUUGGUCUGGUGGAUUAUGAAGAAGAAAUCAAGAAAAGAACUCAGAUGGUUUAUGUACCAAAUUGGUUUUCAGUUGACAUCAAAACUGGGAUGCUCACAAUAAAUCUGGAAGAGAGCGACUGUUUUGCAGCUUGGAUCUCAGUAACAGAUGUUACAGGAUUAGAACCAAAAACUGUGGAUGGGAAAGCGUAUGUUACAGAUGUCAAGCAUGUGAAUUACGGAGUGCUUCUUUUGCAAGCCAUAUUGGAACACUGGAGGGAGACCUACACUGGAACAGCGGAUGAAACUGAUCAAGACCUUCCCAGAGCUGAUUCACCAGAAAGCGGAGAUGCAAGCGCCAGUGAAGUUAACCUGAACCUUGAGUCUCGUGUGAUGAUGGGCAAUGGUUUCUUCAGUGUUCCUGAACACACCCCCCUGAUCUUCACAGAGAGCAGUGGCACAGGGAGGACUUUGUUCCGCCUGCUGGUAGCAGAUGCCUCCGGAGAGAAUGAAGCAUAUCUAUUGGCUGAAACUGUCCCUAACUGGGCAGUUGACGUCACAGUUAAGAAACUGUCCCCGAAAUUCAAUAAGAUAGCAUUCUUCUUGCAACCUCAUUCAUCGAGCUCGUCAAAGGCAUUGAAGAGGGAUCGCUUAUCGGCCAGUGAUAUGCUGCACGUGCGCAAAGUCAUUGAGCACGUGUACGAGAAAGUGGUGGGAAAUGAGAACGCCAGCAAUUCAGGUAACCACGCAGAUAAAGAGCACGCCGGACCGCCAACCGAGGAAGAACUCGAGGAACUGUUGGCGCUUGCGGAGGCCCGGGUCGAGCUUCUUUGUCACGAGCAGGUACUAGAUCCUAGCAUGGACUUACGGACAGUGCGACAUUUUAUAUGGAAAGGAGGAGGAGACCUGGUACUACAGUACCGAAUCAUGAAGUGAACCCGUAAGCCCUGCCCCAGUCUCCUAUGGAGCCAGAUAAGCGAGGGAAAACUCGGUCGAGGAUAUCUUCCUCACAGAAAAAUCCGUGACGUGAGCCUCCAGCUGUCACGUGAGAGUUAUCGCAAGACAUCGGUGUCAGUUUUGUCUGAAAUGGGCCGGCGCGCUUGAAGAGGUUCUUCCUCUAAACAAUAGUGGGCUGCUAGUCACUGAAGAUGUUAGAGAAUAUUUAUUUAUUUUUCGACGCUCGCUAGCUUAUUUUUAUCAAUGGUGGCAUGCUGCUGAGGAGGAGGACAGACGGACGACAAUUGGAUGUGCAAAUUUGAUAGCCCGGCCUUACACACCUGUACAAUGUACAUUAAACCUUAUAAAAACUAUUAUAAGUUAAAACUAUGUCGCAUUACAACAGUCAUUUAAGAACUAUAUAAUGCAUGAUUAAAUUUGAAAUUCUGUA
Molecule: messenger RNA, 2697 nt
Organism: Pocillopora verrucosa
Lineage: Eukaryota; Metazoa; Cnidaria; Anthozoa; Scleractinia; Pocilloporidae
Product: WD repeat-containing protein 48-like
Biological process (GO): double-strand break repair via homologous recombination
Molecular function (GO): ubiquitin binding
Source: RefSeq, a predicted model, not a curated record